AUGCGGACAGAUGAGCCGCGUCACACAACAAGGCUUGACCAGCAUUCACCACUUCAUAUUCAGCGACAGAAAUCCACAGACACACCUAGGCCAAUCAUUGAGAAGAGCCAAUGUCAGCAAUACAGUCUCAGCGGUAUAGGGGUCCACCCGGUUAUUGCACGUAUGGCACGCAUUGUCCCCAUGUCCACGACCCCAUGA
Molecule: messenger RNA, 198 nt
Organism: Cladophialophora immunda
Lineage: Eukaryota; Fungi; Ascomycota; Eurotiomycetes; Chaetothyriales; Herpotrichiellaceae
Exons: 3
Coding region: 1-198 (65 amino acids)
Source: RefSeq, a predicted model, not a curated record